Cuscuta epithymum is the source of this 2610-nucleotide messenger RNA. The record is from the annotation of a GenBank genome assembly. NCBI's taxonomy places the organism in Eukaryota, Viridiplantae, Streptophyta, Magnoliopsida, Solanales, Convolvulaceae.
UAUUUCCGGAGGUGGUAAAAUUUGAUUAAGAGAAUUUAAGGACGAACAAGUACUUUCAUUAGUAGUAAACUACCGCCGAACAACUUUACUUGCUUUGAAUGUCCUUUGCCUUGUUCGUCUCUAGGCCAAAUUAUUUCACUGUAUGUUUCCUUUUUCUUCAACGCACAUUUAUAAAUACACAGAUUUAUAAAUAAACAGAUUCAAAUUCAUCCAUUGUGCACUUCUGCUAGAUUGCCGCUACCAUGUACUACCCUAAUUACGAUCCCAGAUACUCUGAUUCCGCCUCAUACCGUCAACGCAGAAGUGAUCUAGUGGGACCACCACAUAGUAAUGUUCCUCCUCAUGUAGCCGGUGUACCUGCAUUGAGUUAUGGCCGUGCUGCCCCGACUCCCUAUGGAGGUCCUUUGGUGGUUCCAGCUCGUUCUGCAGCUGGUGCUAGGGUUGUGGGGGAUGUAGCUGGAUCUAUACCUGCUGCUGGCGGUCAUCCCUGGCACCCUUAUUCCCAUACUGGUAUUAGCAGACAGGUCGGUGAUGGGAUCAGAGAUGGAGAAGGUGCUGGUUUGGGAUUUUCUCUGAAUAAUAGAGGGGGUCGAGCUGGUGGGAGGGGUUUUGUUGGAGGACGUGGUGGGCAAGGAGGUGGGAGAUCUGGAUUUGUUGGAGGACGCAGUGGCAGUGGUGGGCGCGGAGGUGGGAGAUCUGGAUAUGCUGGAGGACGCAGUGGUAGUGGUGGGAUAGGAGGCAGGCAUGGACCACAUAGUCGGCAGCGAGAUGAUUUGGAUAACCUUUCUCUCCCUAAACAAGAUUUUAGAAACUUGGUGCCCUUUGAAAAGAACUUCUACAGAGAGAGCCCCUCGGUGAUGGCAAUGACUGAGCAAGAGGUUGCAAUGUAUCGGGCAAGGCUUGAGAUUACCGUUCAAGGCCAUGAUAUUCCAAGGCCGAUUCGAAUGUUCCAUGAGGCAAACUUUCCUGCAUAUUGCCUUGAAGUUAUUUCAAGAUUGGGAUUUGUCGAGCCAACUCCCAUACAAUCACAAGGCUGGCCAAUGGCCUUAAAGGGAAGAGAUCUGAUAGGAAUUGCAGAAACAGGUUCUGGGAAAACUUUGGCAUAUUUACUGCCUGCUUUUGUUCACAUUAGCGCACAGCCACAGUUGGUGCAAGGUGAUGGUCCCAUUGUGCUAGUGUUAGCACCUACAAGAGAAUUAGCUGUUCAAAUUCAAGAAGAAGCUGUUAAAUUUGGGUCACAUCAAAAUAUAAGAAGCACAUGUAUUUAUGGAGGGGCCCCAAAGGGACCCCAAGUACGUGAUCUUAAAAGAGGAGUCGAAAUUGUGAUUGCCACUCCUGGUCGGCUGAUAGACAUGCUAGACGCUCGGCAUACAAACUUGAAAAGGGUGACUUAUCUUGUUUUGGAUGAGGCUGAUCGAAUGUUGGAUAUGGGGUUUGAGCCUCAAAUUAGGAAAAUUGUUGACCAGAUUCGACCUGACAGACAAACAUUGUAUUGGAGCGCAACAUGGCCAAAGGAGGUUGAACGUUUAGCAAAGCAGUUUCUACAUAAUCCAUUAAAGGUGGUCAUUGGGUCCCCAGUUUUGAAAGCUAAUCAAUCUAUAAGGCAAAUUGUUGAAGUUGUUACAGAUUUGGAGAAGUACAACAGGUUGAGUGGACUUUUGAAAGAAGUAAUGGAUGGAAGCAGAAUCCUGAUAUUUGUGGGGACAAAGAAAGGAUGUGAUCAGAUCACAAGGCAACUAAGAAUGGAUGGAUGGCCUGCUCUAUCCAUCCAUGGUGAUAAAAACCAGGAUGAAAGGGACUGGGUUCUGGCCGAGUUCAAAAGUGGCAGAAGUCCUAUUAUGAUUGCCACUGAUGUUGCUGCGCGUGGUCUUGAUUCUAGAGAACAUGCUUGCGGGUAAUGCUGCCAAUCCACAGUUUACAAGCUCAUUGUCAUGACAGCCGGUUGACUCACAACAUUAUUUAGGGAUUCAUUAUUUCAUUUUCAGAGUUGUGAUGGUGGAGCUGCUCCUUAUCCCUGCAAGGUUAAGAUGUGAAGGACAUAAAAUUUGUUAUCAAUUAUGAUUUCCCUACAAGCCUUGAGGAUUAUGUUCAUAGGAUAGGAAGAACUGGUCGUGCUGGUGCCAAAGGAACUGCAUUCACAUUUUUUACCCAUGGGAAUGCAAAGUUCACCAAAGAGCUUGUUAACAUUCUUCAACAAGCAGAGCAAAUUGUUCCUCCUCAGUUGGCUGCAUUGGCACAUUCAGGUGGUCACAGCUUUGGAGCUUCAGGAAGAGGGCGAGGCGGCUUUGGAAACCGAUCAGGAUCUAAUACGAUUCCACUCGGUGCAAAAAAACGGUGGUAGUUUUAUACUGGGCCAGGUGGGCCCUAGACAUGUUAUGUUCAAUUUAGGGAUAACUUGUGUACUAUAGACUAUAGUUAGUGGGUUACCUUUUCUUGAUGGGUUACCUGACAUUAAUUAUCGUACUCAAAGCUGUAUUAUGUAUUUUACUAAUCUUUCAUGUUUAUCUACAAUUACUAUCUUUAGUCUUGAAAGCAUCCAGAUUCCUUGUCUUGAUAUGAACCAUGAACGGCCUUUUCGUUCAUGUUUUAUAUUUUAAAAGACCAUUCCUC